AAAUGUUAUUAAAAUAUUAAAACUAGAGCCAUAAUGUACAACUUUCAUCAGUGAAAAUUAUGAAAUUAUGUUUGUAUAUGCAAUGCAACUUCUCUAAAAUUAAUUUAUUUUAAUAUUAAAAUAUUUAAUUAAAUUUUAUUUUAAAGAACUAUAAAAUAGUUAUUUUCAAAAUAUCUCAAAUAUUUAUUAUCAUCAUUUUUAAUAGAUGUUUAUAAGAAAAACUUCAUUAAAAUACUCAAUGAAAUUUAUGCUAUGAUAUGCUUCAAUAUAAGAUAUUUUCAUUGAAAUAUUUCUUAAAUAGUUUAUAUAUUUGUCUAAAAUUAUAUACUGGAUUGUGUGCAAAACUCUUCUAGCAAUAGUAACAAAAUUUUAUUAUUGUACAAUAUAAUUUAGGAUUUAAAUUUCACAAUUGCACACGUCUUCAACUUGGUAAAAUAUUUUUUUUAUUUUGGUCAAACUUAGUAAAAGCUUUAUAGAUACUUUUGAUUAGGAGAUCAAAUGAUUCAUAACCUGUUUUAUAAUUUGAGGUAGAAAAAGAACCCACGUAGGUAAAUGAUUUAUUUCCUUUUUUCAACCCAAAAAAGAAUUGGGGAAGAAGAAAGUAGUCCAUAUCGGCUGAUUUGGGUCCGAGAAAGACCGGGUCAGAAACAGAGACUUUAACAGAAAGAAAAAAAAAUCCAAACUUUUUUUCCUUUUUUCUUGUCGUGUUAGAUAGGUAUCAACAUUAGUAUAUUUAGAGUUUAUCUUCUUAUAUAAAACUCCAGAGAGCACGGAAAGUAAAGAUUUUCUUUUUAUAUUUUUAGGGUUUUUAUCUUGUUUCUCCCCCCCCCUGACUUACGGAGUUGGUUCUCUUUCCUUUGAAACAAAACAAGAGCCAUGAAGAAGAAGCUCCAAACUCGUUUUCCAGCGACAAGGAUUAAGAAAAUUAUGCAAACUGAUGAAGAUGUCGGGAAAAUAGCAAUGGCUGUCCCUCUUCUUGUCUCUAAAGCUUUGGAGCUGUUUCUACAAGACUUGUGCAAUCACACAUAUGAUGUAACUCUCAGCCGAGGCGCAAAAACACUCAACUCUGUUCAUUUGAAGCAGUGUGUGCACGCGUUUAAUGUCUUUGAUUUUCUAAGAGACAUUGUCAGUAAAGUCCCUGAUUUGGGUGGCUCAGAAGGUGAAGACCGUCCUGCUACCAAAAGAAGGAAACUUGUGGAUGAAAGUAUUAGCAACGAUAAAGAUAUGAAGGUAACUAGCCAGACUGAUUUUGCCAAACAUAGUGGCGGUGGCCGUGGCAGAGGACGUGGACAGGGUGGUGGAAGAAUGGGAAAUGACCAGUCUCUGAAGUUUGAAGAUGAUUCACCCGAAGGAAGCAAGAGCCCAUCUCCUGAAAACUGGAGCCUUUCUCAUGAGGCUGCAACUUGGAAGAAAGCUGCCUCACACAAGGGCAAUCACACAAACACAGAGUUGAAAGUGAGGGACUUUGAUCUAAACGUAGAACUAGAUGAGAACGGAGAGUUUGCUACAUCCCCGGAAAGAGAGCUAGAGGGAAGACCAGGUUGGCCGCUGUUUGAAAUCAAUGAUAUGAAAAUAGAUAGUGAUCAAAGAGAGGUUAGUGCUGAUGAGGAAGAUUAUGAUGAAGAAUGAAGUUUAGGGGUUUGUUUUAAGGUUAGGUGACAUGACUUCAGCUAAGAUUAGAGGAAAACAAGAUAGGAACUAACACACACUAUAUAUAUAAGCAGGUGUUAGUACAUUGGAGGUUGGAAAAAUCUUCAAUAAUAUAUACAAAUUUAUUCAGUCAUUCACUCUUUUACAUUUAUAAUUAUGUGGUUUCAUAUUUUUUUUCUCUUCAA
Brassica rapa (field mustard) is the source of this 1835-nucleotide messenger RNA. Its product is annotated as dr1-associated corepressor. The record is from RefSeq and is a predicted model, not a curated record. Gene Ontology annotation, molecular function: core promoter sequence-specific DNA binding; RNA polymerase II general transcription initiation factor activity; protein heterodimerization activity. Lineage: Eukaryota; Viridiplantae; Streptophyta; Magnoliopsida; Brassicales; Brassicaceae. Gene Ontology annotation, cellular component: nucleus.